AUGUUGGAGAUCCAGCUGGACGAUGGCGGCGUCGGCGGCUACCCGGGGGACGACUACUGCUCGGGCUCGGUGAUGUCGGAGCGCGUCUCGGGCCUGGCCAACAGCAUCUACCGCGAGUUCGAGCGCCUGAUCCGCUGCUACGACGAGGAGGUGGUCAAAGAGCUGAUGCCGCUGGUGGUGACGGUGCUGGAGAACCUCGACUCGGUGCUGACCGACAACCAGGAGCACGAGGUGGAGCUGGAGCUCCUGCGGGAAGACAACGAGCAGCUGCUCACCCAGUACGAGCGGGAGAAGGCGCUGCGCAAGCAGGCCGAGGAGAAAUUUAUUGAAUUUGAAGAUGCACUGGAACAGGAAAAGAAAGAGUUACAGGUUCAGGUGGAGCACCUGGAAUUUCAAACACGGCAGCUGGAGCUGAAGGCCAAGAACUAUGCGGACCAGAUUUCCAGGUUGGAGGAGCGUGAAUCUGAAAUGAAGAAAGAAUACAAUGCUCUACACCAGCGGCACACAGAGAUGAUCCAAACCUAUGUGGAACACAUUGAGAGAUCCAAGAUGCAGCAAGUUGCUGGAAAUAGUCAAAAUGAGAGUGGUCUAUCUGGGAGAAGCAUGAAGAGGCGUCCUAAUUCUCUGAACAUCCCCCUCACAGAUGAUAUGGUACGUGGGCAGGUGGGGGCCAAGAUUGCCCCCGCAGUGGACCACUGGCACCUGAGUGACCUCAGUCAGCUGCAGUCCAACUCCGUCUACAAGCAAUGUCCACCUGAUGAAAUGUCGGAAUCCGGACAGUCCUCUGCAGCCGCCACGCCCAGCACCACGGGAACAAAAUCGAAUACCCCCACGUCCUCGGUACCCUCGGCUGCUGUGACGCCCCUGAAUGAGAGCCUUCAGUCGAUGAACGACUAUGUCACUUCCAAAAACAACAAACGGUCGCGGGAGAAACGGAACAGCCGAAAUAUGGAAGUUCAAGUGGUCCAGGAGACAAGGAACGUGAGCAUAGGAAUGGGAAGCAGUGACGAGGGGUCGGAUUUUCAAGAUAUUGACUCUACUCCAGAGUUGGACAUGUGCCAAGAUCCUAGACUGGAGCGCACAGGGAACAGCCCCACACAAGGGAUAGUGAAUAAAGCGUUCGGCAUCAAUACCGAUUCACUGUAUACCGAGCUUACUGAAGUGGGCUCAGAGGCUAUUGGAGACGUGGAUGAAGGAGCAGAUCUGCUAGGGGAAUUUUCAGUACGGGAUGAUUUCUUUGGAAUGGGCAAAGAAGUGGGGAAUCUCUUGAUGGAGAAUUCGCAGCUGCUGGAGACCAAAAAUGCUCUGAAUAUUGUGAAGAAUGACUUAAUUGCAAAAGUGGACCAGCUUACAGGAGAACAAGAGGUGUUGAAAGGAGAGCUGGAAGCAGCAAAGCAGGCAAAAACUAAGAUGGAAGCCCGCAUCAAGGAACUAGAGGAAGAGCUUAAAAAAGUGAAAUCGGAGGUGAUAGUUGCCCGCCGAGAACCCAAAGAAGAGGUGGAGGAUGUAAGCAGCUAUCUCUGUACAGAAUUGGACAACAUCCCUAUUGCUCAGAGACGGCGCUUCACCCGUGUGGAGAUGGCUCGCGUUCUGAUGGAGCGCAACCAGUACAAAGAAAGGUUGAUGGAACUGCAGGAGGCUGUCAGGUGGACGGAAAUGAUCAGAGCCUCCCGAGAACAUCCUUCCGUUCAGGAGAAGAAAAAAUCCACCAUUUGGCAAUUCUUCAGCCGAUUGUUCAGUUCCUCCUCCAGCCCUCCACCAGCAAAAAGGAGCUACCCAUCAGUUAAUAUCCACUACAAAUCUCCCACAGCAGCUGGGUUAAGCCAGCGUCGCAGUCACACUCUGUGUCAAAUCUCUGCCGGGAACCGAACUCUUGAGUUUUUCCCAGAUGAUGACUGCACAUCGACGGCACGGCGUGAGCAGAAGCGAGAGCAAUACCGUCAAGUCCGCGAACACGUCAGGAAUGAUGAUGGCCGUUUACAGGCGUGUGGGUGGAGCCUGCCAGCCAAAUACAAACAGUUGAGUCCCAAUGGUGGCCAAGAAGAUAAUCGGAUGAAAAAUGUCCCUGUGCCUGUUUACUGUCGCCCCCUAGUGGAGAAGGAUCCUACCAUGAAGUUAUGGUGUGCAGCUGGUGUGAAUCUGACCGGUUGGAAGCCCGGGGUGGAACCGGAUGUUGCAAAUGGUCAAAAGCCUGAUCCGGGAUGUGACCCACUAACCUGCGAUCGAGAGACGGAAGGAGAGAAUACGAAGAGUAAUCACACGUCUCCAGAAAAGAAAAAGACCAAAGAACUGCAUGAGAUGGAUGCCACAUCCAGUAGAGUCUGGAUCCUCACCAGCACCUUAUCGACUAGCAAAGUGGUUAUCAUCGAUGCCAACCAACCAGGAACGGUGGUGGAUCAUUUCACAGUUUGCAACGCCCAUGUUCUUUGCAUCUCCAGCAUUCCAGCGGCCUGUGAUACUGACUAUCCUCCUGGAGAAAUCUUUCUAGAAAGGGACUUGAACCCUGAGGAAUCUUCGGGAACAGAUGGAGUCUUAGCAGGCAUCACUUUAGUUGGCUGCGCAACUCGUUGCAAUGUCCCUAGUAGCAAUUGCUCCUCCCGUGGAGACACCCCCGUGUUGGAUAAAGGACAAAAUGAAGUGGCUGCAACAAGCAACGGUAGGAUUGAUCAGUCCCAGUCCACCGAAGAGGCCACGGAAGCCACGGAGGUGCCAGAGAACGGCGUGAGCGAAAUGGAGCCAGCCCAAGUCCGGACUGGCCCCCUUACAGAACAUGUGUUUACUGAUCCAACACCAGCUCAGGCACCUGCAAGGCAGAACAGUGAGAAUGGCCAUCCAAAAAUGGAGCCAAGCGCGGCAGUGCCGGAUCAAGAGGCAAAUGGCAAUACAGUGGGUGCUACCACCAGUGCCGCCCCCACCAUGUGGCUUGGAGCACAGAACGGCUGGUUGUAUGUACACUCAGCAGUGUCAAACUGGAAGAAGUGCCUACAUUCCAUCAAGUUGAAGGAUUCAGUACUAAGUUUGGUGCAUGUGAAAGGGCGAGUUCUUGUGGCUCUUGCAGAUGGAACCCUUGCCAUAUUCCAUCGGGGAGAAGACGGUCAGUGGGAUCUCAGCAACUACCAUCUCAUGGAUCUAGGCCACACCCAUCAUUCCAUUCGCUGCAUGGCUGUGGUAUACGACAGAGUGUGGUGUGGCUAUAAGAACAAAAUUCAUGUCAUCCAGCCAAAGACAAUGCAGAUCGAGAAGUCCUUUGAUGCUCACCCUCGCCGGGAGAGUCAGAUCCGGCAGCUGGCCUGGAUUGGAGAUGGAGUUUGGGUUUCCAUCCGUCUGGACUCCACUCUGCGGCUCUAUCAUGCCCACACUCAUCAACACCUACAGGAUGUGGAUAUUGAGCCCUAUGUCAGCAAAAUGUUAGGGACUGGAAAACUGGGUUUCUCCUUUGUACGGAUCACAGCUUUACUCAUCGCUGGCAAUCGCCUGUGGGUCGGCACGGGCAACGGCGUGGUCAUUUCUAUCCCUUUGACCGAGACUGUAGUCCUUCACCGAGGUCAACUUCUUGGGCUCAGGGCCAACAAGACCUCACCAACAUCUGGAGAGGGGAACCGCCCUGGAGGUGUCAUCCAUGUCUACGGUGGAGAUGACAGCAGUGACAAGUCCACUAGUAGCUUUAUCCCAUAUUGUUCUAUGGCGCAAGCCCAGCUUUGUUUCCAUGGACACCGCGAUGCAGUCAAGUUCUUUGUCUCCGUGCCUGGAAAUGUCCUUGCCACAUUGAAUGGGAGCGUCCUGGAUAGUCCUUCAGAGAACCCCAGCACAGAUACCGUCGAGGAGGAAGGACAGAAGCUGAAAAAUGUCCUCGUGUUAAGCGGGGGUGAAGGAUACAUUGACUUCCGGAUUGGCGACGGAGAAGACGACGAGACCGAAGAAAACGCAGGCGAUGUUGCCCAGGUGAAGCCAAUCCUCUCCAAGGCUGAACGAAGUCACAUCAUCGUCUGGCAGGUGUCCUACAUCCCGGAAUGAGCCUCUUUUCCUCUUCCUGCCAGUAUAAUUUUCUCCCUUCCACUGACACCCACUUCCCGAAUGCCAAUAUGUACAUACAGAACUUUUGCAUAAUUCCUACCGCUGGCCUGUCCGAUCCCAGAUAACGACAACCAUUCCUGUGCCAUGCAGUGGCUCCCUCCCUCUCCAGGUUUACAGUGAUGGUCUUGAGAUGGUGGGACUUUCUAGAUUGGCUGGGUUACCGUUGGCUUUCCGGUGGGAGGGAAUUUUGGGAUGGAGUCUGUUGCAUCAGAAGUCAAGACGCAAAGGAAGACCACACCCUUGGCUCAGAAGGAUUGGACAACUUUUCCAAGACAGCCCCCUCCUUCUCUUCCUUCUCUUCCUUCCUACCUGCAUGGAGAAAAGUACCUAUGAACUGCUUAACUGGCUUACUCCCUUUGCCACCAUGGAAACUUGUGUCGACAGCUGGGAUUGGUCUCCAAAGCCAGUAGGAGCGAGAUGUUUUUGAGAGCAACCAACAUCCCUCGUCCUUUCUUCCUUCACAUUUAAUUCUGUGAGGUCCAGGCACGGAUUUGGGAGCGAUCUGAACUUGGCUAAAGUAUCUUAAAAUCUGUACCCCAGGAAGGUUUACAGGUAUGUUUGGGAAUGAUAGCCACAUGUCAGCGGUUGGCGCUGUAUCUUAGAAUAUGGACUCUGGGCACAGGGUGAGUUCCUAUCACUAAAUCUAUUUUAAAUUGGGCACUGAUGGGUUCACCGCGGUCUAGGCACCAGUCUGGAAACCGUUCUGGGCUCUUUGAAGAUGCAGAAGGAUAGAGGUGCAGUAAAGAUAAUAAGGGUUUACCAGAUGAGCGUUUGGGACCUUGCCUACAGCAAGCCAGAAAAGUCUGAACUUCUUCCUCCUUGAAAUAUUCCAGAGCUGCAUUGGAUGGAUAUUUUGGAGGGCGAAACCACCUUUGAUAUAUUGGGUGGGGUGUGUGCUCUGCUGGGAGCUGCAGGAAUAUAAAUCACAAAAUCUUUCCGGUUAUCUAUCUUGGAAAGAGAAAAAAUCAGGGUAGAAACUAGGAGAAAUCAACCCAACAUGAGAGACAAAUGGGUCAGAGAAUGUAAGGGUAGAAUGUGCAGAGAGAGAGGCCAAUUGUCCAGGAGAAAGAAGUAGGGAAGAGGGGAAGUGAAGGACAGCUGAAGGUUCUUAGAAGUCCUUCCUUCUUAGACUAGGACUUGUAGAAGUAGCAAAAGAAAUCUGAGGCAGAUGAAGACAGGGUUACGAGUCUGAUGAGGUCCGAAAAAGCUGUUAAGGAGAUGAACUUUUAUCUUCUGUAAGGAUACAUUGUUUGGAAGUGUUUCAAAGGCUGAUGAACUUGGAUCAGAUCCCAGGACCAUCCCAGAUCAUCUUAAGUAUCCUUUUCUAGCCUUUCCCAACUGGCUGCCUUCCAGCUGGGUCUAUAAAGGCAAUUCCCCCAGUGAGUUAAGGUCAGCUUCUAAGGUCUUCAUCGACACAUCCGUGUUGGCUUCUUCUCCUUGUUUCAACCAUCCAGUCUGGCCUACAACCCUGGGGUUAGUUAGUUGGUGGUCUCCUAUGCCAAUCUGACUUGCUUGGCUUUUGGAGAUCAGCUGUGGUUCGCCAGGUGCUACUGAGACAUAUCAGGGCUACCUUUCCCCAAAACUCUUAAACCCACCUGGCCUGAAAGGGAAUUCAGAAAAAGUUGUACCUCGAACACGAAGGGUAGCAAGUUCAGGAAGGUCGAUACGGCAUGGCAAACCCACCAAGCCAACAAAAUUGGCUCCACGAUUAAAAAUGAAAAUUGUUGAUUGAAGCCGCAAUGCUGUUCAUGUCUCAGAAAGUAAGCUGUUCCUUAGUUCGAUGGGAUUUGCUUCUGGGUAAAGCUACAGAGCACUGCAUUUUUCCCCAAGGGGAGAAUAAACAAACAAACGAAUAUAUAAAGAAAGAAAGAGAGAGGGCGCACUUAGGCUGGGUACCCUACGACAAUGUUUCUCGGCUACUUUAAAAGAAAUUUUGGAAAAAUCAUGGAGAAUUCUGGGCGUUGAGGCUGAUACUUCUUUAAAAGUGGCCGAAGUUAAGAAACUCUGCAAAGAAAAAUAAAUAAGCAGAAACAAAUAGCAAAGGCACGAGAGCAUAUCCUGACCUGACCGACAUUUGAAACCGAGGUUGUGUUUCUUUUUUCUUUUUUUCUUUUUAAAGUUUGAUGAAGCCUCCGGCCUCGCUCAUUUUUCUGGCCAUUUACUAGUCCUAACCUUGCUUGUCUGCUGCAUCUGCUCCCAAAGCCUUUUUGCAGUUGGGAGCGUGUUGAAAAGAAGCACACGCGUGGGAAUGGCGUGGAGGAGACACUGAAGGAAAACAGCGCCCAAAGAAUGUGCUCCUUUUUUUAGGGGCUUGUCAGCCAGCCUGGAGAAACGCUGACGGAGGGACCUAAAAAGAGCGACCUUUCCUGCUGCAAUUCCACUGUGAUGUAUGUAAAGUUGACUUGUACGUUAUAAAAGGAUUUUUUUAAAACAACAACGUGUCUUGAAGGCUGUAAACUCUGCUGUUUUGUUUGAAGAUGUAAAGAGACGGCUGUUAAUGAAAACCAAACCU
This is a messenger RNA of Ahaetulla prasina, 6586 nucleotides long. It is a transcript of the gene MAPK8IP3, whose product is annotated as mitogen-activated protein kinase 8 interacting protein 3. The record is from RefSeq and is a predicted model, not a curated record. The transcript has 32 exons. Gene Ontology annotation, molecular function: JUN kinase binding; MAP kinase scaffold activity; signaling receptor complex adaptor activity. Bases 1 to 4014 code for a protein of 1337 amino acids. Lineage: Eukaryota; Metazoa; Chordata; Lepidosauria; Squamata; Colubridae. Gene Ontology annotation, cellular component: cytoplasm. Gene Ontology annotation, biological process: vesicle-mediated transport.